UUUAUUCUCUCUGCUGGAAUCAAAUUGAAGCUCAAAAUACGCUACAACCCUCUCGGAGUUGCGCAUUGCGACUCUUGACGAUUCUCUUUGGUUCUUCUUCUCUGCUGCGAGGAUGGUGGAAACACUUUUUGAGGAUAUAUUCCGGGUUGACGCAGUAGACCCAGAUGGCAAAAAGUUCGAUAGAGUGUCACGCAUUGCUGCUAGGAGUGAGCAGUUUGACAUGCUUUUGCACCUUGAUGUCAAUAUUGAGAUAUAUCCUAUGCGUGUUGGCGAGAAAUUUAUGAUGGUAUUAGCGUCCACGCUGAACCUGGAUGGAACACCAGAUACUGGUUACUACACUCCUGGAAACCGGAAAUCACUUGCAGACAAGUUUGACUAUGUCAUGCAAGGGAAAUUGUACAAAAUCUCCGAGGAAACCAGAGAGAAGCAAGUUAAAGCGGAUAUUUAUGUUUCAUUUGGCGGACUUUUGAUGAUGCUUAAGGGGGACCCUUCAAUUGCAUCUCGAUUUGAGCUUGACCAAAGGUUGUUUAUUCUCCUAAGAAAGGUCUGAAAUCCAAAUGCCUUACAAGGACCUCAAUUCCUUGGCUGCCGAAAAGAAACAUGUUAGCUAUGCUUCUAUGAACUUUCUUGAUAUUUCAGAGCUGAGAUCCGCAUCUUCUUAGCUACUUUGAUUCUAGCAAUAAUUCUCACCUGAUAACUUGGCUUGUGUUUGUCCGUGGUUAUGUACUAGCAGGAGCUAUAUUUUACCCUCUUAACUGUACUAGACUUGUAAGGUAUCUCAUGCAAUAGGAUGCGCGCUUUAUUUAACAUGUGAAGUAAAGCUUUAUCCUCGCGAUGAUUA
Messenger RNA from Sesamum indicum (sesame), 841 nucleotides. Its product is annotated as DNA-directed RNA polymerases II and V subunit 8A. Gene Ontology annotation, biological process: DNA-templated transcription. The record is from RefSeq and is a predicted model, not a curated record. Lineage: Eukaryota; Viridiplantae; Streptophyta; Magnoliopsida; Lamiales; Pedaliaceae. Gene Ontology annotation, cellular component: RNA polymerase III complex; RNA polymerase II, core complex; RNA polymerase I complex.